AUGGUGGAACUUGCGUCGGCGUGGCUCGUCUCAUCAGGUACGACUACAGGCAGGGAGAGGAGGGAAGAGAAAGUAGGCUGCGUAGCGAUAUUUUUGGCGAGUGAUGUUGGGUUGUUUGUGUAUCUGAGUGCGUUGUUGUGGAUUGGUGUGCCGGCCCUCCUCCUCUCCGCCCGCCUUAGUCCCACAUCAAUCGCACACCUAAUCAAAGAAACAUCCCCCACCUCCAUCCUCGUAUCCUCCCAAACAUCACUCGUCGCCCGUAAAACACUUUCUCUUCUCCCUUCAACCCACUUCCCCCCCCCCAGCCUCGUCACUGCUCCCCCCUACUCCACGUUCCUCCUCUCAGGUUCCCCCACACCCGACUGCCCUCUAUCGCCAGUUCCACCUCCAUACGAAGACCACCUCCCCACAGAUCUCGACGCACUCAUACUCCAUUCAUCACGGACCACCGGGUUCCCAAAGGCGAUGCACCACUCCCACGCGUUCUUGCUCCUCUUCGCAUCUGCGCAUCGUUUUGAGGAGAAGAUGGGGGAAGGGUCUAGCGUUGUUACGUCGCCUUUGUAUCAUGUUCGUUGGCUGCUUUAA
Molecule: messenger RNA, 585 nt
Organism: Laccaria bicolor S238N-H82
Lineage: Eukaryota; Fungi; Basidiomycota; Agaricomycetes; Agaricales; Hydnangiaceae
Exons: 2
Coding region: 1-585 (194 amino acids)
Source: RefSeq, a predicted model, not a curated record